AUGGCGGAGCGGGGCGGGAGAGGCAGCGGCAGCCACGGCAGCCUGGACAAGAGCAUCACCCUUCCGCCUGACGAAAUCUUCCGCAACCUGGAGAACGCCAAGCGCUUCGCCAUAGACAUCGGUGGCUCAUUAACUAAGUUGGCUUAUUAUUCAACUGUGCAGCAUAAAGUAGCAAGAGUGAGAUCCUUUGAUCAUUCUGGAAAGGACAUGGAACAUGAACCUUUAUAUGAAAUAUCAGUUCAGGAGGAGAUUACAGCUCGACUUCACUUCAUUAAAUUUGAAAACACUUAUAUUGAAACCUGCCUAGAUUUCAUCAAAGACCAUCUAGUCAAUACAGAGACAAAAGUAAUCAAAGCUACAGGUGGUGGCGCCUAUAAAUUUAAAGAUCUUAUUGAGAAGAAGUUGGGGUUAAAAGUAGAUAAAGAAGAUGUAAUGACCUGCCUAAUUAAAGGAUGUAACUUUGUGCUAAAAAACAUACCACAUGAAGUAUUUGCGUACCAGAAGGAUUCAGAUACAGAAUUUCGAUUUCAGACAAACCACCCAAAUAUUUUCCCAUAUUUACUGGUCAAUAUUGGCUCUGGGGUUUCUAUAGUGAAGGUAGAAACAGAAGACCAGUUUGAAUGGAUUGGAGGGAGCUCAAUUGGAGGCGGAACCUUCUGGGGUCUUGGAGCACUGCUCACAAAAACAAAGAAAUUUGAUGAAUUACUGCAGCUUGCUUCAAAAGGACAGCACACAAAUGUAGACAUGCUGGUGAAAGAUGUAUAUGGAGGGGCUUACCAGACCCUGGGGCUAAGUGGAAAUUUAAUAGCUAGCAGCUUCGGGAAAUCUACUACAGCAGAUAAAGAAUUUUCCAAAGAAGAUAUGGCAAAAAGUUUACUACAUAUGAUCAGCAAUGACAUUGGCCAACUUGCCUGCCUCUAUGCCAAAAUCCAUAACUUAGAUAAAAUAUAUUUUGGAGGAUUCUUUAUUCGGGGUCACCCUGUUACCAUGCGCACAAUAACCUACAGCAUCAACUUCUUCUCCAAGGGAGAGGUUCAGGCAUUGUUCCUGAGACAUGAAGGCUACCUGGGAGCCAUUGGGGCAUUUUUAAAAGGAGCUGAACAAGACAAUCCAAACCAGUAUAGCUGGGGAGAGAAUUAUGCUGGAAGUUCUGGUCUUAUGAGUACAUCACCUGAUAUUUUCCCCAUGCAGAGAACAAGGAGUGGUACAUUUGACAUGUUUGAAAUGGAUAGGUUGGAGAGACCGCUUGUUAACCUGCCACUGCUAAAGGACCCAUCCACCUAUAUUCCAGACACUGUCGACCUCACAGAUGAUGCCAUGGCCAGAAAAUACUGGCUCACUUGCUUUGAAGAGGCAUUGGAUGGGGUAGCAAAGCGUGCUGCAGCCAGUCAACCAGACUCUAUUGAUGCAUCUGAGAGAGCUGAAAAAUUCCGACAGAAAUACUGGAAUAAGCUCCAGACACUCAGGCAGCAGCCUUUUGCAUACGGUACCUUAACAGUUAGAAGCCUGUUGGAUACAAGGGAACACUGUUUAAAUGAAUUCAAUUUUCCAGAUCCCUACUCAAAGGUAAAGCAGAAAGAAAAUGGCAUAGCCUUAAAAUGUUUUCAAAGCGUAAUCGAAUCUUUGGAUUCAUUAGGCUGGGAGGAGAGGCAGUUUGCUCUGGUGAAAGGACUUCUUGCGGGGAAUGUCUUUGACUGGGGAGCAAAAGCAGUCUCAGAUGUUCUGGAAUCAGAGCCACAGUUUGGAUUUGAAGAAGCCAAGUCAAAACUGCAAGAACGUCCUUGGUUAGAAGAUUCCUACAGUCAAUGGCUAGAGCGACUGAAGGAGGGUCCCCCUCAUAAAUGUGCCUUAAUUUUCGCAGAUAACAGUGGCAUAGACAUAAUUUUAGGAGUCUUUCCCUUUGUCAGAGAGCUCCUCUCUAGAGGGACAGAGGUUAUAUUGGCUUGUAACUCUGGCCCUGCCCUAAAUGACGUCACCUACAGUGAAUCUCUGAUUGUUACUGAGAGAAUAGCAGCAAUGGAUCCAGUCAUUCAAUCUGCCUUGAGGGAAGAGAAGCUGCUGUUGGUCCAGACAGGUUCAAGUUCUCCGUGUCUAGAUCUAAGCCGCCUGGAUAAGGGUUUGGCAGUGCUGGUCAGAGAACGGGAGACGGACUUGGUUAUCAUUGAAGGCAUGGGUCGUGCUAUCCACACAAAUUAUUAUGCAGCUUUGAAGUGUGAGAGCCUCAAGCUUGCUGUUAUCAAAAACUCCUGGCUUGCUGAUCGUCUUGGAGGGAAAAUUUUCAGUGUCAUUUUUAAGUAUGAAGUGCCAUGUAAAUGAUACAGGUCUGACACACUGUGUGAACAGGAGCAGCAGAAUGGACUUGCACUAGUUUUACUUUAACUGUAAAGAAUGUAUUUUUAUUACAACAGGGAAAUGAGUUCACAGGAAAUUCCAUAUUUAUAUUGUGCUUUUGUGACUUAAAAAGCAACAAUAUGAUUCAUUAUAUAGUAUACACAUUCAAAUAUAUAUAUGUAUAUCACUCAUUGUUUAUUUUGGUAAGUGUUUAUUUUAAUGCUGCAGUAUUUGUGAUGAAAAUACUUUAUUUUUUGUUCUGUGAGACAUUCAUAUAGAAAUAUAUUUAAAUGUCAAUGAAACCUUUUUAUACAUCUGCCUACUCUGCCAGCAAUGAUGUGGCUGGUACCAAAUAGUUUUUAAAGUGCUGAAAGAACUUGAUGUCGCAUUUGCCAUAUUAGCUCUUGAAGUUACCUAAAUUGUUUCAUACUCUUUGCAGUUAAUUCUGUUAAAGGAUUGGUCCACUUACUUACUUACUGUCUAACUUAACAAACAUUGCUUAAGCUGUAUUGAAAAUAGAUCUGUCACGAUCCGAGAGCAUAACAGGUACCUGAACAACACUAGUUUACCAACACUUGGAAGAACUCCUAACUUUUACUACUUCCACUGUUAACAAUCAAGGUUGGGGGGGGAGGAAAUCAGUCUGCACUUAGACCCUCUUAAGUUCUAAUACAUGAUAUAUAAUAUGUAUCUAAAUUACCCUCAAAGUAAAUCUAUACUGCUUUAUUUAGGAACACCCAGCUAUUUUCCUGUCACAGGCAUGUUAGUUUCUGUUACCUUCAGCUAUUUAAUGGUAGGACUGAUACAAAUUUAAUUUUUUUGUUCAGGCACUGCAGUUUUCUCUGUGGUUUUUUUUUUUUUUUUUUUUUUUUCCCUCACUUCCAUUGGAUGUAGAGUAUGUAAAGGCAGUGAUUUACCUGUUAAUUUGCAAACCAGCAUGUGCAUGCAUCGGUCAUUCCAGCUCUGGCAUGCUUUAUUCUAAAUGAAAAGCAGCUUAAUUGGAGAAUGUGUAAUACAGCAAUUGAGAGACCUGUUCUCUCUGAAUUUCAAAGAUUCUUCUGUGAUAACGAGAGAGGAAUGAUCUGAAAUGCUCAUUACUUCCCUUGCCUGGUAGAUUUGUUUUGUUUUGUUUUUUAAUCAACUAAUUACUAAACUGCUCCAGUACUAUUGGAUUUUAACUAUGACUCUCUUUUUUUCCUAAGUACAGAUCAGCUUAAUUAGGACAAACUGUCGUCUAUAGCUAAACAGGGAACGUCUCAUCUUGUGACUGUUAAUUGACAAAUGCUAAAUAGCUUGCCUACUCAGAAGGGAGGUCCUGGUCUUGCAUCUCUAAGUCCAGUACCUUGGACUAGGGUCUCCUUUUCUCUGUUUUGACUGAAGAGAGUGCAGUUAGGUAAGUCAGUCCUGCAUUCUGGGAAUUUAUGCAACUGUUGCAGCUCUCUUCUGAUUCAGAUAUGGCCUUCACAAUGACCAGCAUGUUCCCUCUAGAAGAAGGGAAGAGUACAGUCUGUUUGCAACUAAAACAUCUAAGAGGCAGUUUUUCUUGUUUAAAACAGUUGAGUGAGAGCUUUAAUUUUCAAAAUGUACCUCAUAUUGUAAUUAGUAAGCAGAGGCUUCCUAUUAUCCUAUUCUGUCCCUUCUACAGCCAUUCAUGUACUCACAUAGUACAAGCUACACUAACUAUGGAUCCAGCACCUUAGCCAUCUCAACUUUAUUUUCUCCAGGUGUUACCUGCCCCUAACUAACUGUUGCACUCAGAUUACCUUCUAUCCCUUAUUAGUUUAUUCCUCCAAGCCCCUAAAUUCUAAUCAGAAGUGCUCUGUGGGGGGGUGGGGGUGUAGUUAGGAAACUAACAUUAAAAAGUUGCAGAAAACCAUCUUUCUAUGGUGAUGUAGUACCUAUAAAAUAUAUAUGAUAGAAAACUAAUACAUGCCCAUUCCUUAAACAAAAAACUUUAAGUAUUUGCCUUCCCUGAAGUCUCUUGGCUUUGUCUUGUAUUUUCUUGUAUAUGUAAACGAGUGCACAUUUCUUCUGUGAAAAUGGAGCAACAAGAUUUCUGAAAAACAAGAGGGGAGGAAUACAGGGAUGAGUUGUUCUGAGUGGUAGAAUCUACAUUUUAAAUAUGCACCAGCCCAUACAUUAGAAUAGAUAGAGAACAAGAAAAAGAUGCGCACAUAUAGAUAGAUGCUGGAGUGGUUUUAUUUCCAUGCAUUUUCCUGCUUGUCAGAGACUUAAGAGUGGCCAUACUUGAGAAUAAACUUGUUACUGAUGAUUUA
Molecule: messenger RNA, 4607 nt
Organism: Rhea pennata
Lineage: Eukaryota; Metazoa; Chordata; Aves; Rheiformes; Rheidae
Gene: PANK4
Product: pantothenate kinase 4 (inactive)
Exons: 19
Coding region: 1-2316 (771 amino acids)
Biological process (GO): coenzyme A biosynthetic process
Cellular component (GO): nucleus; cytosol
Molecular function (GO): ATP binding; pantothenate kinase activity
Source: RefSeq, a predicted model, not a curated record